AUGGUCGACGCUCCUGAGAGCCCCAGGCCGCAGCAACAAACUCCCGGCAAGAAUUUUUACCAGAAUGGUGUCAGAACGACAGGCCGUGCCUUUUAUUCUCCCAACUGGCGUGUGAAGGGUGAGGAGAGCCCGAGCGCCCAGAACAGCGGGUCACCCGGUACCAAGACCAAUACCUCGAGAGUCGCUUUCAGCAAGCCCAGUCCUCAUGUUCCACAAGCUAUUUCCGAGGGACGACGUCUCUACGUGGGCAACAUGCCCUACACAGCCAGGUCGGAGGAUGUACAAGCACUGUUCACGGCUGCCGAGUUUCCUAUCGAGCGGAUCGAUAUCGCGAUAGAUCCCUUUACCGGCCGGAACCCAUCAUAUUGCUUCGUUGACCUUGAAACAAAGGAGCUGGCAGAGCGAGCAAUAACUGAGCUGGAUGGUCACGAUAUGCUGGGCCGUCCGGUCAAGAUCAAGCCGGGUGUGGUCAAGUCGUCCAGCGAACGUUCUCAGCAACGGACAGAUAGCUCUCCUCGCGCUAACAAGACUUUUGGAAUGGACCGAUGGCGACGGGACGAUCGACGUGACGAAAGCACCCCUGCUGCCAAGCCCAGCUCUGAUUCUAGCUGCCGUCUGUACGUCGGUGGGCUUCCAAGAUUGACCGACCAGGAAGCGAUCAACAGUAAUAUUACAAAUUUCUUCAGGGAUUUUAAUAUUGAGAAUAUUAGCAAGCUAUUCACUCCUCACCCUGCCAAGCGGUUCGAGCCUGGUGAUCAUUACUAUCUUUUCGUUGAUUUCAGUAGUGUGGAAGAAGCACAGUCCGCCAUGGAUGCUUUGAACGGACAGGAGGGCCCGUGGGGUGGCAGUAUCCGUGUCCAACGAGCCCGUGGAGAAUCCUUUAACUCUGAAGAGAGGAAGACCAAGCGGUUGAAUUCCCAGGAAAAGGCUGCUGCUGCGCCUACUGAGUAG
Aspergillus tanneri is the source of this 951-nucleotide messenger RNA. RefSeq names its product RNA-binding protein. The record is from RefSeq and is a predicted model, not a curated record. NCBI's taxonomy places the organism in Eukaryota, Fungi, Ascomycota, Eurotiomycetes, Eurotiales, Aspergillaceae. Bases 1 to 951 code for a protein of 316 amino acids. The transcript is spliced from 4 exons. Gene Ontology annotation, molecular function: RNA binding.